Molecule: messenger RNA, 651 nt
Organism: Peronospora farinosa
Lineage: Eukaryota; Oomycota; Peronosporomycetes; Peronosporales; Peronosporaceae
Source: the annotation of a GenBank genome assembly
AUGUUCAGCAGCAACAAGAUCUUCGCCGUGUGCAUCGCCGUCGUGGUGUUAUCCAGUGGCAUACACGCUGAGAAGGAAGUCGCCGAGACGUUUGGCCGUUACCGCAACCAUGGCUUGGGUGUGGUUGUUGGCGGCGGUGUCGGUGUUGGCGUAGGUGUCAACGGCGGUGUCAGAUAUGGUGCGCCGAGUUAUGUCGGCUACGGCUACGGCUACCCUGCGGGUACGUCAACUGGCGGUGUCGGAUAUGUCGCCGAGACGUUUGGCCGUUAUCACAACCAUGGCUUGGGUGUGGGUGUUGGCGUCGGUGUCGGAUAUGGUGCGCCGAGUUAUGUCGGCUACGGCUACCCCGGUGUCGGCGGUGGAGUCGGCGUAGGUGUCAACGGCGGUGUCGGAUAUGGUGCGCCGAGUUAUGUCGGCUACGGCUACCCCGGUGUCGGCGGUGGAGUCGGCGUAGGUGUCAACGGCGGUGUCGGAUAUGGUGCGCCGAGUUAUGUCGGCUACGGCUACCCUGCGGGUACGUCAACUGGCGGUACAGCAGGUGCGUCGACUGGUGGUGCAGCGGCUGCGUCGGCAAGCGCCACAGCAAGUGCCUCUGCGAACGCUGGGGCUGGAAAUGGAGCCACGUACCGCAAGCUUCGCUCGGCGGCGUAA